AUGACCCCGACCCAUUCUCCCGCAAUCCAUCACCCCGCCCCAUUCUCCCGCUUUCUAUCACCCCGCCCCAUUCUCCCGCUUUCCAUCACCCCGCCCCAUAUUCCCUCCUUCCAUCGCCCCGCUUCAUUUUCCCUCCUUCCAUCACCCCGCACCAUUCUCCCUCCUUCCAUCACCCCGCCCCAUUCUCCCUCCUUCCAUCACCCCGCCUCAUUCUCCCUCCUUCCAUCACCCCGCCCCUUUCUCCCGCUUCCCAUCAGCCCGCCCCAUUCUCCCGCUUCCCAUCACCCCGCCCCAUUCUCCCGCUUUCCAUCACCCCGCCCCAUUCUCCCGCAUUCCAUCACCCCGCCCCAUUCUCCCGCUUUCCAUAACCCCGCCCCAUUCUCCCGCUUUCCAUCACCCCGCCCCAUUCUCCCGCUUUCCAUCACCCCGCCCCAUUCUCCCGCUUUCCAUCACUCCACCCCAUUCUCCCGCUUUCCAUCACCCCGCCCCAUUCUCCCGCUUUCCAUCACCCCGCCCCAUUCUCCCUCCUUCCAUCACCCCGCCUCAUUCUCCCUCCUUCCAUCACCCCGCCCCAUUCUCCCGCUUUCCAUCACCCCGCCCCAUUCUCCCGCUUCCCAUCACCCCGCCCCAUUCUCCCGCUUUCCAUCACCCCGCCCCAUUCUCCCGCAUUCCAUCACCCCGCCCCAUUCUCCCGCUUUCCAUAACCCCGCCCCAUUCUCCUGCUUUCCAUCACCCCGCCACAUUCUCCCACUUUCCAUCACCCCGCCCCAUUCUCCCUCCUUCCAUCACCCGCCCCAUUCUCCCUCCUUCCAUCACCCCACCCCAUUCUCCCUCCUUCCAUCACCCCGCCCCAUUCUCCCGCUUUCCAUCAACCUGCCCCAUUCUCCCGCUUUCCAUCACCACGCCUCAUUCUCCCGCUUUCCAUCACCCCGCCCCGUUCUCCCGCUUUCCAUCACCCCGCCACAAUCUCCCGCUUUACAUCACCCCGCCCCAUUCUCCCGCUUUCCAUCACUCCACCCCAUUCUCCCGCUUUCCAUCACCCCGCCCCAUUCUCCCGCUUUCCAUCACCCCGCCCCAUUCUCCCUCCUUCCAUUACCCCGCCUCAUUCUCCCUCCUUCCAUCACCCCGCCCCAUUCUCCCGCUUCCCAUCACCCCGCCCCAUUCUCCCGCUUCCCAUCACCCCGCCCCAUUCUCCCGCUUUCCAUCACCCCGCCCCAUUCUCCCGCAUUCCAUCACCCCGCCCCAUUCUUUCCAUCAGCCGCCUCAUUCUCCCGCUUUCCAUCACCCCGCCUCAUUCUCCCGAUUCCCAUCAACCCGCCCCGUUCUCCCGCUUUCUAUCACCCGUCCCCAUUCUCCCUCCUUCCAUCACCCCGCCCCAUUCUCCCGCUUUCCAUCACCCCGCCCCAUUCUCCCGCUUUCCAUCACCUCGCCCCAUUCUCCCGCUUUCCAUCACCCUGCCCCAUUCUCCCGCUUUCCAUCAACCUGCCCCAUUCUCCCGCUUUCCAUCACCCUUCCCGAUUCUCCCUCCUUCCAUCACCCCACCCCAUUCUCCCGCUUUCCAUCACCCCGCCCCAUUCUCCUGCUCUCCAUCACCCCGCACCAUUCUCCCGCUUUCCAUCACCCCUCCCCAUUCUCCUGCUUUCCAUCACCCCGCCCCAUUCUCCCUCCUUCCAUGACCCCGCCCCAUUCUCCCUCCAUCCAUCAACCCGCCCUAUUCUCCCAAUUUCCAUCACCCCGCCCCAUUCUCCCGCUUUCCAUCACCCCGCCCCAUUCUCCCGUUUUCCAUCACCUCGCCCCAUUCUCCCGCUUUCCAUCACCCCACCCCAUUCUCCCGCUUUCCAUCAUACGCCCAUUCUCCCGCUUUCCAUCACCCCGCCCCAUUCUCCCGCUUUCCAUUACCCCGCCCCAUUUUACCGCUUCCCAUCAUCUCGCACCAUUCUCCCGCUUUCCAUCACCCUGCCCCAUUCUCCCUCCUUCCAUCACCCCACCCCAUUCUCCCGCUUUCCAUCACCUCGCCCCAUUCUCCCGCUUUCCAUCACCCCGCCCUAUUCUCCCGCUUUCUAUCACCCCGCCCUAUUCUCCCGCUUUCCAUCACCCCGCCCCAUUCUCCCGCUUUCCAUCACCCCGCCCCAUUCUCCCGCUUUCCAUCACCCCACCCCAGACUCCCGCUUUCCAUCACCCCGCCCCAUUCUCCCGCUUUCCAUCACCCCACCCCAUUCUCCCGCUUUCCAUCACCCCACCCCAUUCUCCCGCUUUCCUUCACCCAUCCCCAUUCUCCCGCUUUCCAUCACCCCGCCCCAUUCUCCCACUUUCUAUCACCCCACCCCAUUCUCCCGCUUUCCAUCACUCCGCCCCAUUCUCCCUCCUUCCAUCACCCCGCCCCAUUCUCCCGCUUUCCAUCACCCCGACCCAUUCUCCCACUUUCCAUCACCCCGGCCAAUUCUCUCGAUUUCCGUCACCCUGCCCCAUUCUCCCUCUUUCCGUCACCCCGCCCCAUUCUCCCGCUUUCCAUCAUCCCGCCCCAUUCCCCCGCUUUCCAUCACCCCGCCCUAUUCUCCCUCUUUCCAUCACCCCGCCCCAUUCUCCCUACUUCCAUCACCCCACCCCACUCUACCGCUUUCCAUCACCCCGCCACAUUCUUCCACAUUCCAUCACCCCGCCCCAUUCUCCCUCCUUCCAUCACCCCGCCCCAUUCUCCCUCCUUCCAUCACCCCGCCCCAUUCUCCCGCUUUCCAUCAGCCCGCCCCAUUCUCCCGCUUUCCAUCACACCGCCCCAUUCUCCCGCUUUCCAUCACCCCGCCCCAUUCUCCCGCUUUCCAUCACCCCGCCCCAUUCUCCCUCCUUCCAUCACCUCGCCCCAUUCUCCCUCCUUCCAUCACCCCGCCCCUUUCUCCCGCUUUCCAUCAGCCCGCCCCAUUCUCCCGCUUUCAAUCACCCCGCCCCAUUCUCCCGCUUUCCAUCUCCCCGCCCCAUUCUCCCGCUUUCCAUAACCCCGCCCCAUUCUCCCGCUUUCCAUCACCCCGCCCCAUUCUCCCGCUUCCCAUCAUCCCGCCCCAUUCCCCUCCUUUCCGUCACCCCUCCCCAUUCUCCCUCCUUCCAUCACCCAGCCCCAUUCUCCCGCUCUCCAUCACCCCGCCCCAUUCUCCCGCUUUCCAUCACCUCGCCCCAUUCUCACGCUUUCCAUCACCCCGCCCCAUUCACCCGCUUUCAAUCACCCCGCCCCAUUCUCCCGCUUUCCAUCACCCCGCCCCAUCCUCCCACCUUCCAUCACCCCGCCCCAUUCUCCCUCCUUCCAUCACCCCGCCCCAUUCUCCCUCCUUCCAUCACCCCGCCCCAUUCUCCUGGGUUCCAUCACCCCGCCACAUUCUCCCGCGUUCCAUCACUCCGCCCCAUUCUCCCGCUUUCCAUCAUCCCGCCCCAUUCUCCCGCUUUCCUUCACCCCGCCCCAUUCUCCCGCUUUCCAUCACCCCGCCCCAUUCUCCCGCUUUCCAUCACCCCACCCCAUUCUCCCGCUUUCCAUCACCCCGCCCCAUUCUCCCGCUUUCCAUCACCCCGUCCCAUUCUCCCGCUUUCCAUCACCCCGCCCCAAUCUCCCUCUUUCCAUCACCCCACCCCAUUCUCCCUCCUUCCAUCACCUCGGCCCAUUCUCCUUCCUUCCAUCACUCUGCCCCAUUCUCCCGCUUUCCAUCACCCCGCUCCAUUUUCCCCCUCAUUCUCCCGCUUUCCAUCACCCCGCCCCAUUUUCCCGCUUUCCAUCACCCCGCUCCAUUCUCCCGCUUUCCAUCACCCUGCCCCAAUCUCCCGCUUUCCAUCACCCCGCCCCAUUCUCCCUCCUUCCAUCACCCCGCCCCAUUCUCCCGCUUUCCAUCACCCCGCCCUAUUCUCCCGCUUUCCAUCACCCAGCCCCAUUCUCCCGCUUUCCAUCACCCCGCCCCAUUCUCCCGCUUUCCAUCACCCCACCCCAUUCUCCCUCCUUCCAUCACCCCGCCCCAUUCUCCCUCCUUCCAUCACCCCGCCCCAUUCUCCCGCUUUCCAUCACCCCGCCCCAUUCUCCCUCCUUCCAUCACCCCGCUCCAUUCUCCCUCCUUCCAUCACCCCGCCCCAUUCUCCUGCUUUCCAUCGCCCCGCCCCAUUCUCCCGCUUCCCAUAACCCCACCCCAUUCUCCCGCUUUCCAUCACCCCGCCACAUUCUCCCGCUUUCUAUCACCCCGCCCCAUUCUCCCUCCUUCCAUCACCCCGCCCCAUUCUCCCGCUUUCCAUCACCCCGCCCCAUUCUCCCGAUUUCCAUCACCCCGCCCCAUUCUCAAGCUUUCCAUCACCCCGCCCCAUUCUCCCGGUUUCCAUCACCCCGCUCCAUUCUCCCGCUUUCCAUCAUCCCGCCCCAUUCUCCCUCCUUCAUCACCCCGCCCCAUUCUUCCGCUUCCCAUCAUCCCGCCCCAUUCCCCCGCUUUCCAUCACCCCUCCCCAUUCUCCCUCCUUCCAUCACCCUGCCCCAUUCUCUCGCUUUCCAUCACCCCGCCCCAUUCUCCCGCUUUCAAUCACCCCGCCCCAUUCUCCCGCAUUCCAUCACUCCGCCCCAUUAUCCCUCCUUCCAUCACCCCGCACCAUUCUCCCUCCUUCCAUCACCCCGACCCAUUCUCCCGCUUUCCAUCACCCCGCCUCAUUCUCCCGCUUCCCAUAACCCCACCCCAUUCUCCCGCUUUCCAUCACCCCGCCACAUUCUCCCACUUUCCAUCACCCCGCCCCCUUCUCUCUCCUUCCAUCACCCCGCCCCAUUCUCCCUCCUUCCAUCACCCCGCCCCAUUCUCCCGCUUUCCACCACCCCGCCCUAUUCUCCCGCUUUCCAUCACCCCGCCCCAUUCUCCCGCUUUCCAUCACCCCACCCCAUCCUCCCACCUUCUAUCACCCCGCCCCAUUCUCCCUCCUUCCAUCACCUCGCCCCAUUCUCCCGCUUUCCAUCACUCCGCCCCAUUCUCCCGCUUUCCAUCACCCCGCCCCAUUCUCCCGCUUUCCAUCACCCCGCCCCAUUCCCCCGCUUUCCAUCACUCCGCCCCAUUCUCCCGCUUUCCAUCAUCCCGCCCCAUUCUCCCGCUUUCCAUCACCCCUCCCCUUUCUCCCGCUUUCCAUCUCCCCGCCCCAUUCUCCCGCUUUCCAUCACCCCGCCCCAUUCUCCCGCUUUCCAUCACCCUGCCCCAUUCUUCCGCUUCCCAUCAUCCCGCCCCAUUCCCCCGCUUUCCAUCACCCCUCCCCAUUCUCCCUCCUUCCAUCACCCCGCCCCUUUCUCCCUCUUUCCAUCAGCCCACCCCAUUCUCCCGCUUUCCAUCACCCCGCCCCUUUCUCCCACUUUCCAUCACCCCGCCCCAUUCUUCUGCUUCCCAUCAUCCCGCCCCAUUCCACCGCUUUCCAUCACCCCUCCCCAUUCUCCCUCCUUCCAUCACCCCGCCUUAUUCUUCCGCUUUCCAUCACCCGCCCCAUUCUCCCGCUUUCCAUCACCUCGCCCCAUUCUCCCGCUUUCCAUCACCCCGCCCCAUUCCUUUGCUUUCCAUCACCCCGCCCCAUUCUUCCGCUUUCCAUCACCCUGCCCCAUUCACCCGCUUUCCAUCACCCGCCCCAUUCUCCUGCUUUCCAUCACCCCGCCCCAUUCUCCCGCUUUCCAUCACCCCGCUCCAUUCUCCCGCUUUCCAUCACACCGCCCCAUUCUCCUGCUUUCCAUCACCCCGCCCCAUUCUCCCGCUUUCCAUCACUCUGCCCCAUUCUCCCGCUUUCCAUCACCCCGACCAAUUCUCCCACUUUCCAUCACCCCGCCUAAUUCUCCCUCCUUCCAUCACCCCGCCUCAUUCUCCCUCCUUCCAUCACCCCGCCCCAUUCUCCCGCUUUCCAUCACCCCGCCCCAUUCUCCCGCUUUCCAUCACCCAGCCUCAUUCUCCCGCUUUCCAUCACCCCGCCCCAUUUUCCCGCUUUCCAUCACCCCGCUCCAUUCUCCCGCUUUCCAUCACUCUGCCCCAAUCUCCCGCUUUCCAUCACCCCGCCCCAUUCUCCCUCCUUCCAUCACCCCGCCCCAUUCUCCCGCUUUCCAUCACCCCGCCCUAUUCUCCCGCUUUCCAUCACCCAGCCCCAUUCUCCCGCUUUCCAUCACCCCGCCCCAUUCUCCCGCUUUCCAUCACCCCACCCCAUUCUCCCUCCUUCCAUCACCCCGCCCCAUUCUCCCUACUUCCAUCACCCCGCCCCAUUCUCCCGCUUUCCAUCACCCCGCCCCAUUCUCCCUCCUUCCAUCACCCCGCUCCAUUCUCCCUCCUUCCAUCACCCCGCCCCAUUCUCCCGCUUUCCAUCGCCCCGCCCCAUUCUCCCGCUUCCCAUAACCCCACCCCAUUCUCCCGCUUUCCAUCACCCCGCCACAUUCUCCCGCUUUCUAUCACCCCGCCCCAUUCUCCCUCCUUCCAUCACCCCGCCCCAUUCUCCCGCUUUCCAUCACCCCGCCCCAUUCUCCCGAUUUCCAUCACCCCGCCCCAUUCUCAAGCUUUCCAUCACCCCGCCCCAUUCUCCCGGUUUCCAUCACCCCGCCCCAUUCUCCCGCUUUCCAUCAUCCCGCCCCAAUCUCCCUCCUUCAUCACCCCGCCCCAUUCUUCCGCUUCCCAUCAUCCCGCCCCAUUCCCCCGCUUUCCAUCACCCCUCCCCAUUCUCCCUCCUUCCAUCACCCUGCCCCAUUCUCUCGCUUUCCAUCACCCCGCCCCAUUCUCCCGCUUUCAAUCACCCCGCCCCAUUCUCCCGCUUUCCAUCACUCCGCCCCAUUAUCCCUCCUUCCAUCACCCCGCCCCAUUCUCCCUCCUUCCAUCACCCCGCCCCAUUCUCCCGCUUUCCAUCACCCCGCCUCAUUCUCCCGCUUCCCAUAACCCCACCCCAUUCUCCCGCUUUCCAUCACCCCGCCACAUUCUCCCACUUUCCAUCACCCCGCCCCCUUCUCUCUCCUUCCAUCACCCCGCCCCAUUCUCCCUCCUUCCAUCACCCCGCCCCAUUCUCCCGCUUUCCAUCAGCCCGCCCCAUUCUCCCGCUUUCCAUCACCCCUCCCCUUUCUCCCGCUUUCCAUCUCCCCGCCCCAUUCUCCCGCUUUCCAUCACCACGCCCCAUUCUCCCGCUUUCCAUCACCCCGCCCCAUUCUUCCGCUUCCCAUCAUCCCGCCCCAUUCCCCCGCUUUCCAUCACCCCUCCCCAUUCUCCCUCCUUCCAUCACCCCGCCCCAUUCUCCCUCCUUCCAUCACCCCGCCCCAUUCUCCCGCUUUCCAUCACCCCGCCCCAUUCUCCCUCCUUCCAUCACCCCGCUCCAUUCUCCCUCCUUCCAUCACCCCGCCCCAUUCUCCCGCUUUCCACACCCCGCCCCAUUCUCCCGCUUCCGAUAACCCCGCCCCAUUCUCCCGCUUUCCAUCACCUCUCCCCUUUCUCCCGCUUUCCAUCUCCCCGCCCCAUUCUCCCGCUUUCCAUCACCACGCCCCAUUCUCCCGCUUCCCAUCAUCCCGCCCCAUUCCCCCGCUUUCCAUCACCCCUCCCCAUUCUCCCUCCUUCCAUCACCCCGCCCCAUUCUCUCGCUUUCCAUCACCCCGCCCCAUUCUCCCGCUUUCCAUCACCCCGCCCCAUUCUCCCGCUUUCCAUCACCCCGCCCGAUUCUCCCUCCUUCCAUCACCCCGCCCCAUU
Messenger RNA from Closterium sp. NIES-65, 7685 nucleotides. The record is from the annotation of a GenBank genome assembly. Lineage: Eukaryota; Viridiplantae; Streptophyta; Zygnematophyceae; Desmidiales; Closteriaceae.